GGCGGCACCAUCUCUUUCGGACUAUCCCUAUAAUCUCUCUUUCUCUCUCUCUCUCUUCUGUCUGUGACUCAGUAAGCAAUCUAGAGAGAGAAACUCGUUUGCAUUGCUUUGCUGCAUAUAACGCCGGCGUAUUUCUUCUCCUCAUUCGUCGUUCUUUUUCCUCUCCUCCUUAUAAGGGAAUCGGAAAAUGUCGUCUUCACCAACGCCGCGAUCAGCGCCGGCUCCGACGUCACCCCCAGCGCCACCCACCAAUAGUAGUACCACUCCGCCGCCUGCCGCGUCACCACCUCCUAAACCAGCGCAAUCUCCCCCACCGGCGACUACUUCCCCGCCGCCACCUUCGACUCCAGCUCCGUCCAGGUCUCCCCCGCCGCCGGCGACGCCGUCCUCCCCGGCUCCGUCCCGGCCUCCCCCGUCGACUCCUUCUCCACCUUCCAGCACUCCGUCUCCUCCUUCUCCGCCUUCCAGCACCCCGUCUCCUCCCUCGGGUACGUCUCCUUCUACUCCGGCUCCUCCGUCGCCUUCCGGGACGAGGAAUUCGCCACCAGCUCCUAGAAGCGGAGGAGGGAGCUCUUCGACCCCAUCUCCGCCGUCUGAUGAUGGAUCGUCGGGGUUAUCGGUAGGGUUGGUGGUGGGAGUAGCCAUUGCAGGAGUGUUCAUACUGGCAGUGCUGAGUUUGAUGUUCAUAUGUUGCAGAAGGAAAAGGAGAAGAGAUCAUGGACAUUACUAUCCUUCACCACCACCACAUCCACCUUCUGGGCCUAAAGCUGAUCCUUAUGGUGGCCAAGUGCAACAAUGGCAGCAUUAUGCUCCACCGCCUUCUGAUCAUGUUGUUAUGAUUCCUCCGAAGCCCUCUCCUCCUCCUCUCGGGGCAUCACGUCCUCCUCUAUCUCCUUCUUCGGUUUCAACACCUCAACUGCCGCCUCCACCUCCGCCUUACUUUAGCAGCACUGAAGCUUCAUCCAAUUAUUCAGGGUCUUCGACUCCACUCCCACCACCUCCACCGGAUAUGGCCUUAGGUUUCUCGAAGAGCACAUUCACUUAUGAAGAAUUGGUAAGGGCAACUGAUGGCUUCUCCGAUGCUAACCUUCUUGGACAAGGCGGUUUUGGCUAUGUGCAUCGAGGAGUUCUUCCUAAUGGCAAAGAGGUUGCGGUUAAGGGGCUAAAAGCUGGAAGUGGACAGGGUGAGAGGGAAUUCCAAGCCGAGGUUGAGAUUAUUAGCCGUGUUCAUCAUAAACACCUCGUUUCUUUAGUCGGAUACUGCAUCACGGGGUCUAAGAGAGUGCUUGUCUACGAGUUUGUGCCGAAUAACACCUUGGAAUUUCACUUACAUGGAAAAGGAAGGCCUCCAUUGGAUUGGUCCAUGCGACUUAAGAUUGCUUUGGGUGCUGCAAAAGGAUUGGCAUAUCUGCAUGAAGACUGCAAUCCAAAAAUCAUUCACCGAGAUAUCAAAGCUGCCAAUAUACUUCUGGACUUCAAAUUCGAGGCAAAGGUGGCUGAUUUUGGACUUGCGAAACUCACUUCUGACGUUAACACUCACGUCUCAACACGAGUAAUGGGCACAUUUGGGUACUUGGCCCCGGAAUAUGCUUCCUCGGGGAAACUUACUGACAAGUCUGAUGUAUUCUCGUACGGGGUAAUGCUUCUAGAGUUAAUUACUGGGCGACGACCUGUUGAUUCUAACCAAGCUUUCAUGGACGAUAGCUUGGUGGACUGGGCAAGGCCUUUACUCAAUCGAGCUCUAGAAGAUGGAAACUUUAAUACCCUUGUUGAUCCACGGCUAGAAAACGAUUUCAACCACAAUGAAAUGUUACGCAUGAUUGCUUGUGCAGCUGCUAGUGUCCGUCAUUCUGCCAGGCGUCGACCUAGAAUGAGCCAGGUAGUGAGGGCUCUAGAAGGAGAUAUGUCGUUGUCUGAUCUUAACGAAGGAAUCAGGCCGGGGCACAGUGCAGCAUACGGAAGUUCAUACGAGAGUUCAGAUUACGAUGCAAUGCAAUACAACGAAGACAUGAAGAAAUUCAGAAAGAUGGCCUUGGGAAGUCAAGAAUAUGGCAGCACUGGCCAGUACAGCAAUCCAACCAGCGAAUACGGUUUAAACCCGUCUGGAUCGAGCAGCGAAGGCCAAACAACGCAAGAAAUGGAAAUGGGUAGGAUGAGGAAAGACAGUAGAGGGUACGGUGGUAGUGGAAGUAAGGGCGGUGGCUUCAACUGAUCGAAGGUACUGUCGUCUAUGUUCAGAUGCGCAUAUCUGUGUGUAUAAACUCUACAGGCUGCUAACUCUCUUACUGUCUCGGCAAUUGCAAGAAACUGCGUGAAUUGCUUAGCCAACGAGCACAUUUUUUUUUCCUGAAUUUUGUGUGAAAUAUUCUUACAUACAUUUUUUCCACAUCAUUGUAUUUAUUAUGACCUAUAUAUACACGAAAAAAGGGAUGAGAUACUCUACUUUAAUUCUUUUCUGUUCAUAUCUUAUUCAGAGACUUUUGUCUCAGCUUCUUGCUCUGUAACCCACAUGAUUUCUUGAAUGAAUAUUUUGGCAGUUGGAUUUGUA
This is a messenger RNA of Ipomoea nil (Japanese morning glory), 2548 nucleotides long. RefSeq names its product proline-rich receptor-like protein kinase PERK1. Gene Ontology annotation, molecular function: ATP binding; protein kinase activity. The transcript is spliced from 8 exons. The record is from RefSeq and is a predicted model, not a curated record. Gene Ontology annotation, biological process: protein phosphorylation. The coding region runs from base 188 to 2212 and encodes 674 amino acids. Lineage: Eukaryota; Viridiplantae; Streptophyta; Magnoliopsida; Solanales; Convolvulaceae.